Molecule: messenger RNA, 1236 nt
Organism: Debaryomyces tyrocola
Lineage: Eukaryota; Fungi; Ascomycota; Pichiomycetes; Serinales; Debaryomycetaceae
Source: the annotation of a GenBank genome assembly
AUGGUCAAAAGAGAUCUUUCUGAAGAUAUCAUUGAUAAUUCAAUAAGUAAUAAACAACAGAAACAGGCUACAGACUCCAAAGGAUUUAAUAUACUGGAAAGAUGGAUGGACCCAACAUAUACACCUAGGCGAGCUAGUGUUCCUUUACACGGCAGUCAUGCUGUAACAUGUUUGCAGCAUGAUGAUGAAAAGAUUAUAACGGGUGUUGAUGAUAAGCUAAUUUACAUUCAUAACACGGUGAAUGGGAAACUUUUAAAGGUGUUAAAGGGCCACCAAGGGGGUGUUUGGGCUUUGAAGUAUACGGGAAAUACUUUGGUGAGCGGAUCCACAGACAGAACUGUACGGGUGUGGAACAUCAAGACAGGAAAAUGUACUCAUGUAUUUAGAGGACAUACUUCUACUGUGAGAUGUUUGGAUAUUUUACAUCCAGUGAAAAUAGGAAAGAAUGAUAAUGGAGAAGAUAUAAUAUUCCCAGAGGUUCCAUUACUAGUCAGCGCAUCGAGGGAUCAUAGUAUGCGUGUUUGGCAAUUACCACUUGAUAAUGAAGAAGCGGAUGAGGAUAUAUAUCGGGAAGUUUAUGAUUACGAUGAAAAUGAAAACCCAUAUUUGGUUGACAUCUUAUUGGGGCAUAUACUAACUGUGAGAUCGGUUUCUGGAUACGGUAAUAUUAUAGUAUCAGGCUCUUAUGAUACAACUGUUAGAGUCUGGGACCUUCUCGAUAACGGUAAUUGUAAGCAUGUUUUAGCUGGCCAUAGAGAUAGAAUUUAUUCAACGGCAUUAAAUUUCCAUACUAGGAGAUGUUAUUCUGGUUCGAUGGAUUCGUCUAUAAAUGUAUGGGAUAUUGAAAGUGGNAAANUAUUACACACACUAGAGGGGCAUAGUUCUCUUGUUGGGUUGCUAGAAUUAUCAGAUGAAUACUUGGUAUCAGCUGCAGCUGAUUCAACGUUAAGAGUGUGGAAUCCAAAAUCGGGGGACAAUAUAUGUAAGUUAGAAGGACAUAGAGGAGCCAUUACCUGCUUUCAACACGAUAGCCUUAAAAUUGUUAGUGGCAGUGAAAGAACGUUGAAAUUGUGGGAUAUCAAAACUGGAAAAUGUGUGAGAGACCUACUAGAUGAUAUCACUGGUUGUGUAUGGAAUCUUCGCUUCGACAAUAAUAUAUGUAUUGCUGCCGUUCAACGUCGUAGAAAUGACAUAAAUGAAAAUUUCAUUGAAAUAUUAGAUUUUGGCAGUCCAUAA